Molecule: messenger RNA, 2289 nt
Organism: Manis pentadactyla (Chinese pangolin)
Lineage: Eukaryota; Metazoa; Chordata; Mammalia; Pholidota; Manidae
Gene: GCHFR
Product: GTP cyclohydrolase I feedback regulator
Exons: 3
Coding region: 1647-1901 (84 amino acids)
Biological process (GO): negative regulation of biosynthetic process
Cellular component (GO): cytoplasm; nucleus
Molecular function (GO): GTP cyclohydrolase binding
Source: RefSeq, a predicted model, not a curated record
AAGAUUUUUCCCAGGGCCUGGGAGGGAAGGUUACAGGCAGUUUUUGUUUACUUUUUUUUUAGAGAACCAGUUGUUACCAAAUCCAAGCUCAUGCCGCUCUCCACACUCAUGUCAGUAAAUUGGGAGACCAAGUUAUUGGGGCAAGGAAAGUGACUUUAUUCAGAAGGCCAGCAGACCAAGAAGAUGGUGGACUCAUGUCCGAAAGCACCAUCUUAACCCAGGGUUGAUUGCAAGCUUCUUUUAUGUUAGGGGGAGCAGAGGGGGUCAGGGGCAGGUUUAGAAGUGACUGAUGGCUGCAAACAUCUGGCACCCGUGAGGGUCCCAGGAGAGCUGAGCAGCUUCCUGUCCUCGGUUAGUUGCCUCUCACCCACCCGGGUCUGGUCAUGGUGUUCCUAAGACUCUUUGAUAAGACAAUCAUUAUUUUCACACCUACUUCCUUAUCUCCUGGAGGAGGCAAGCUUCGGGCAAGGAGUUACUUGCAGAAAUCUCAAAUUGCCUGCAAAAUUAAUGUUGAUUAAGAAGCCUGUGUGCAGGGCCCCAGAGCUGAGCAAAAGCCUUUUUCCUUUGUUUCCCUUCUGGCCCAAAGUAGCAAAGGAGACAAAUACAGCGUGGAGGAAGAGAGGCCACUUUUUCACUCGGUUACACAAUCACAGCAAGGCAGAUAGAGUGCUGAGUUGUCAGAUUGUGAUGCAUCGGAUGAAGGCAGGGCGCAUCAAGGUGAACUCGCUGCCCUCUCAUUGGUGAUUGGUGCGGGAUGUUUGGCCCCAGGUGUGGCCUUGGUCUCUCCUGCGCACGCACAGUGUCCCUCCAGCUUCGCGGAGCGCUCUCCCAGCUGAGCACUCGAUUCUGUUGGUUUAAGUCUCUCCAGGCCUGGCGCCGCGUCAAGCGCCCGGUUCCUUUACAGUUUUACCAAAACGGCCACAGAAAUGCAAGGUCCUACAGCUGCACUAGGAAUUAACAGUCGGGGAGGCAGGAAUGCGCGGUGCACCACGGUGGGAUUUUGGCUGAAACCACAAGCCUUCUACCCCUGUCCCCUGCGCGCUUAAGGCGUCUCUGGAUGACGUGCCUUGAGGAUGGGAAGUGGGAAUCCGCUGAAAGCUUUAGAGAAGUCCCUGGGUGGGGUGGGCUAGAGCUUGGAACGGGUUGCCGUUUACUCCCCGCUCUGCUUCACAGGGAUGGGGGCGGGGACCAGCAGGACUUUGGAACCGCUACUGGAGGUGUUGCAGAAAGUGCGCAAGGUCCUCCUGCACGCACGGCGCCACGGCGCCACGGCCCCAACCGCCGUAGGCAGCCCAGGCCGCAGCAGCCCCGACCCGGCCUCCAGGCUGCAGGUGCGGAGCCGCCCCGCCAACACUCACCGCUCCUUGCCGCUGGACGCGCUUGGAAGCCGGGGGUCGCACGCGGGUCCCUGCGCGUCCCGGGAGGGCAGGGGGCGGGCCCCGAAUCGCCGACUGUCUGGGCGCGUCACGGGCGCCCGCUCCUCAUUGGCCGGCCGCGGCGGUCAUGGGCCCGGACACCGGGAUUGGCGCCGCCCGCGGGCGGAGCCGGAGUAACGGGACUCCCGGCUGCGGGUCACAGCCCAGGUGCCCGGGGGGCUGGCGUCGGCGCCGAGCCCAGAGAGGGAGCCUGGCCGGGACGCGCGCACCAUGCCCUACCUGCUCAUCAGCACCCAAAUCCGCAUGGAGGUGGGUCCCACCAUGGUGGGUGAUGAGCACUCGGAUCCAGAGCUGAUGCGGCAUCUGGGGGCCUCAAAAAGAAGCGUCUUGGGAAACAACUUUUGUGAGUACUACGUCAACGACCCUCCCCGCAUUGUCCUGGACAAGCUGGAACGCAGGGGAUUCCGUGUGCUGAGCAUGACAGGAGUGGGCCAGACACUGGUGUGGUGCCUGCACAAGGAAUGACUCUCACGCCAAGGAGUGGACGGGACACCCCUUCUUUCAGUGGUCGCCAUGGGCCCUGGCCCCAAGCCCCUGCCUGCCCCCCUCGCUGCUCUGUCCCUCUUCCCAAAUCAUUGUUCUCCUUGGCCUAGCACCACUCGGCAGGGAAUGGCCUUCUCUGAAACCUGCCUCAGCCAGUGGGUGGGGGGUGGUCAGGGCCUGCAGCCCUGGUGCUCCCAGCCCCCCUCCGCUUCAGGCCUGGAGGCCAUUCCCUGUGGGCAGGCUAAGGUGGUGGCAAGAGCCAGCCUGGCCUUGGCGAGAAUUGGCACCCCUGAGGAGCCUGGCCCCAGGACUGGGCACAUGGGCGGGUCCUGUGUGGUGAGUCCAAGCCAAUAAAGCGCUGUGAUGAGUG